Ceratotherium simum simum (southern white rhinoceros) is the source of this 1344-nucleotide messenger RNA. It is a transcript of the gene PRXL2C, whose product is annotated as peroxiredoxin like 2C. The record is from RefSeq and is a predicted model, not a curated record. Lineage: Eukaryota; Metazoa; Chordata; Mammalia; Perissodactyla; Rhinocerotidae.
AUGGAAGCAGUCCAGUGUAAUCAACCUGCCACCAGAGCUGGCUGGUCACCUGGGGAAUGGUGUCAUAUUCGGGCUCAGUGUUGGUCUCUUCUGCUGGCAGAUCGGGCACUCAGCAGUGGCCAUGGCCAGAUCGGCCUUGGUGAAAUAACAGACUCUGACAUUAGUAGCUCCUUCUCCAGCUCAGAACCAGACUCUUCCUCAGCGUACAAAGAGUUCUGUAAUGGCCUUGGAGAUGAGUUUAGUGCCCAUUUGCCCCUGCCCGCCGCCGUGGCCGAGCUGCCGGUGCUGGACGCCUCCGGGAGGCGGGUGCUGUUCGGCGCGCUGUUCCGGGAGCGCCGGGCCGUGGUGGUCUUCGUGCGGCAUUUCCUGUGUUACAUCUGCAAGGAAUAUGUAGAAGAUCUGGCCAAAAUCCCCAGGAGUUUCUUACAAGAGGCAAAUGUCACCCUUAUAGUGAUUGGACAGUCAUCCUACCAUCAUAUUGAGCCUUUCUGCAAACUGACUGGGUAUUCUCAUGAAAUCUAUGUUGACCCUGAGAGAGAAAUUUAUAAAAGAUUGGGAAUGAAAAGAGGUGAAGAAAUUGCGUCCUCAGGAGACCCAGCUCAGCAGGGCGGAACCCUCGUUUUAGGUCCAGGUAACAGCAUCCAUUUUAUACACCGUGAUAGGAAUAGGUUGGACCACAAACCCAUCAACUCUGUUUUACAGCUUGUAGGAGUUCAGCCUGUGGACUUUACAGGCAGACCUUCAGUUAUCCACGUGUGACAGUACAGGCUUUCCCGUGGACCCUUGCGAUAUGCCCAGAAAUGUCAGCGUGUAGUAUCCCUGUGCAGCAUCUAACUUGUUGGCUCUUCCCAGCCUUUGAGGAGUUAUGAACGAAUAAAGAGACCAUGUACCAGUUGAAUUGCAUGCUGAGAGGCAUCAGUUAUCAAAGAUGUGAUAUAUAUUUAUAAUUUUAUAGCUUUUAAAGUUUUAGACAAAAUAAAAUUUUAUUUAUACAUAGUAAAACUUUAAAAGCUAUAAAAUUAUAAAUACCAUUCUUUAUUUUACAUUAUGGUAUAUCCAUUCAGUGAAAGUUUUUGUUAGCCAUUAAAAUCAUAAAUUUUUAUGAAACAUACAAGGGGAAGGGUAAACAAGUCAAGACCAUUUUAUUCACGGAAAAAAGCAGGAUAUCAAAUUCUGUAAACAAUAUAAUCACAUUUUUUAUGUAUAUGUUUAUAUUUUUGUGUGCUUAAAAAAAAAAGACAGGAAAUAAACACACCAGAAUAUUGCCAGUAGGUGUCUCUACGUGGUAGGAUUACAGGUAUUUUUGUUUUCUUUUCCAUACUUUUCUCUAUUUCCAAAAUAUUC